CAUUUCCCAACAAACAAUACACCCGAUCCCUUUCUCCCACAAAUUUUCCUUCCUCUCAAGCUUCCCCGUUAGGUGUUCUGUUCGUUUUCCUAGAAAAUUUCGUUUCCUGUCAGAAUAGUGAAAGGAGGUUCCAGACAUGGCCGAAGUUGAAACAGCCGUCGCACUCGACGUCGUCGUCGAUCCAAUUGCCACGGACGUUCCCGAAGAGAAACCGGCGGUGGCGGACGCGAAGCCGAAGAAAACCAAACAGCCGAAAGCUAAGCCCAGCGGGCCCCGAAAGCCCAGAUCCCAUCCCACUCAUCCUCCUUUCCUUCAGAUGAUCACCGACGCGAUUUUGACGCUGAAGGAACGAACUGGUUCCAGUCAGUAUGCGAUAACGAAAUUUAUCGAAGAGAGGCACAAGCAAUUGCCUCCCUAUAUUAAGAAGCUCAUUUUGUUCCAUUUGAAGAAGCUUGUGGCAGCUGGUAAGCUCGUGAAGGUUAAGAAUUCUUUCAAGCUUCCUCCUGCCAGACCGUCGGUUACGAAACCAACUGCCAGUCCAGCGGCGAAGAAGGCGGCGGGGGCGAAGCCCAAGGCGACGGUGAAAAAGGCGACGUCCAAGGCAAAGACUAAGUCAGUGGGUAAAGCGAGUGCGAAGCCUAAACCGGCGGCUAAGCCAAAGGCAGCGGUGAAGCCGAAAGCAGCCGCCGCUGCGAAGCCGAAGCCUGCGGCUAAACCCAAGGCUGCUGCUGUGAAGCCUAAGUCAGCUGCAAAGCCGAAAGCAGCGGCUAAGCCGAAGGCGAAGGCAGCUUCUCGGCCGGCAAAGGCUGCGCGGACGUCGUCGAGGACUUCGCCGGGGAAGAAGUCAGCACCGGCGGCUAAGCCGGCGCCGAAGACAGCGACGCCGAAGAAAGCUCCUGCGAAGAGCGCUAAGAAGCCAAAGAGUGUUAAGUCGCCGGCGAAGAAGGCUCCGGCAAGGAUGCCAAGGAAGGCGAAGAAGUGAGAGUGGUAGCCCUCUAGAGUUUUGUAGAGUGGCAGUUGUAUAAAUUUGUUGUUGAAAUCAGGGUUUUUUCAGAUCUCUCUGGCUGAUAAUGGAGAUUCGUAUACAGAAAAACGCGUUUAGUUUCUAUCGGUUUUUAUUUUUAUUUUUAUUUUUGGCAUUUUCAUCUGUAGUUCCCAUGAUCUUGAAUCAGUAAUUUAUGUUAGUAAUCUUCAAGCUC
Messenger RNA from Malania oleifera, 1199 nucleotides. Its product is annotated as histone H1.2-like. Gene Ontology annotation, biological process: chromosome condensation; negative regulation of DNA recombination; nucleosome assembly. The transcript is spliced from 2 exons. The record is from RefSeq and is a predicted model, not a curated record. Bases 137 to 982 code for a protein of 281 amino acids. Gene Ontology annotation, cellular component: nucleus; nucleosome. Gene Ontology annotation, molecular function: nucleosomal DNA binding; double-stranded DNA binding; structural constituent of chromatin. Lineage: Eukaryota; Viridiplantae; Streptophyta; Magnoliopsida; Santalales; Ximeniaceae.